CCUUAUCAGAGGUGGAAUCAUUCACUGCUUCACAUCCAGUUUUUACAGUAAGGCUGUUGGCCUACUUCCCCCUCGCAUGAACAACACGGUUCUCUCUUUGUUCAGAAACGUCUUUCUCUCUGUGCCUUGAAACAGCAACGCCUCCAUCAGUCUCUUGCACAGAGCAAAGACGUUUGCUUUUUCUGCAAUGUCGUCAAUUCAUGUUGCUCUUCAGCAGCACAGAUAUCCCCGUAUCCCCGGGUGAACACUAUGGACUCACAUGCCGGUAAUGUCACCGCCCUGUGGUAAAAGAGGAGUAACCUGCCAUGUGUGAGAAGAGGAUUGCGAUCACGAGAGAAUGAGACAACUGAAACCGAUUUCUCCUCUCUGGGAACAAGCACAGGUACCACAGGAAACCACAUCCUUAGUCACACCACUGAUGAUGAUGAGGAUGCCUUUGCAGUGACAAACCGAAACAUUGUUCCACUGAACGCUCUCACACAGACGUCAGUGCUGAUGUGACUCUGAAGUGGCAGAAUUUUAAUUUUUAAGAAGUUUCAGCUGGUGUGUUUCCUCCUGUCUAACCAUCGGCUGAUAUCAGCGGGUCGUCCCCAUGGCUCUUAAACCUGUGUUCCUAUUGUUGCUGUGGGACCUCGCUUUGUUUGUUCAUGUUGUCACGUCUUUUUGCAAUGUCAGCUGCUCGACGGACUACAAAAGUUUACUGAACUGUUCCUGCUCCGGCUCUGUGCCGAAACACCCCGUCCUCAUCAAAGUCGUGUGCGGGAAUGACGACUACGAGGCAAAUGGCAUCUGUGAAGUCAAACCCUAUCAGUCCUGGUGUGAGAUGUAUCCGGAGACGUUCGAUGACGUUAUUGUAGUUGAAACCACGUGUACCGCGACAGCCAGUCAACAGGGUGAUCAAGUAUUAAUGAGAACCAGUGAGUCACCCAGCUGGGUACUGAGUGAAGUGGUGAAACCUCCGCCUCCUGGCAAUGUUCAAGUGACAAAGACUGACAGAUCUUACAACAUCACUUGGGACCACAACAACCAUGACGACUGUCUCCAAUACAUGGUGCGCAUAAGAGAAAGCAAAGAUCUAUCAAAGGAUCCAGUUCAUUCCCUUGAAGUGAGCGGAAAGUACACUCGGUUAGACCGGAAGGAGCUGCAACCACAUGUCAUGUAUACUGUGGAUGUUCAGGCCAAAAUGUGUCCCGGGAAUCUCUAUGUUGGUCCAUGGAGCGAGUGGAGUUCCACUGCGGAGUUUGGAGAGACUGAAGGAAUGAAUGGACUUCGUACGUGGUGGUACAUCCCCCUGUCUGCCAUUCUUCUUGCUCUCCUGUUGCUGGGUUAUUUAAAAAAACCGUGGUGGAUGAAAAAAUUCCAGCGGAUUUUAUACAUCCCAAGGGCGGAAGAGUUUUUCAACCAUGGAGGGAACUUCAAGGAGUGGGUGAAGCCUGUAUUCAGAGAGUGCGAUUACCUAGAGAUCAACUCCCAUGCUCAGAUGAUGAGCGAGAAGCAGCACGACGUCCUGCAGUGGAACAACGAGAAACAAAACUACAGCGAGGACAACGGGAUGAAACAAGGUGGUCAUUUCCUCCACAUGCUGCAGCCACACAGCAACUCGCUGCUGUUCUUCCAGGACGGUGGCAGUUCACAGGGCACCGGUCACUCCACCGGACACGUCUCCAUCCACACCGUGACCCUGUCCGGAGAAGAAGAGUUUGAGGAGGAAGUCGUGUCACAGAGCUCUGUAAACACCCUCAGAAGUUACCAAGAUGGAGAAAGCUUUGGUUCAUUUGAGGAAGACAACAGAGAACACGUUGGCUAUGAUUUAGAGGAACCUCAUGGGCAAAGUGGGAUAAUACCACAGCAUGUACACCAAAUAUCCAAUGAUUUAUCAGUGGAAAAUAUAAACUUUCAGCCACGUGCCCAGCUUAAUGAACCAGAGAGGGUGUCACUCGUCUCGUUCGUCUCAAACGAGCAGUCAGAAGACGGCUACCCUCACGUGGACUUGGACACCAUUGACAGUGGCUUUGGAGAGUGCAGCAGCCCCGGAGCCUCAGACUCAAACAUAGCAGAGCAGAAGGAAUCUGAUUUAUUUCACGAGCACAAAAGCUCAAAUUCUAACUACGUCAAGCAGUGGAUGGUGUGUAGCGCUGUUCAAGAAGACUCCAGCAACUCAGAGAACGAACUCAACGUAACACAGUGAUCAUCGCCUGCUGAGUUACUGCCACAAUCACAGCUUUUAGUGCUGUAGGACACGUAUUUAAAAGAUGGACAUCAUUGUUGACAUUUCCAGAAAAUACACUUUAAUUAGAAGCAUAUAUGCUCAGCAUAUUAUCCUGUAUAUUCUGUUCAUCUUGAAAUGUUUCAGUUGUGCACUUUGUACUAUGUAUAUAGUCAGGGUUCUGAGUUUUUAAAGCAUUUGUUAUUGUGUUUUUUUGCUCUUAAAAGACAGUUUAAAGAGACUGGACACAGAGAUUUGGUUGGAGAGCCAGACAGGGAUGACGGGUAUGGAGACUGGAGUAUGCCAACAUAAUUAUUAGGGGUGUUGGA
Messenger RNA from Sebastes umbrosus (honeycomb rockfish), 2535 nucleotides. It is a transcript of the gene il21r.1, whose product is annotated as interleukin 21 receptor, tandem duplicate 1. Bases 593 to 2188 code for a protein of 531 amino acids. Lineage: Eukaryota; Metazoa; Chordata; Actinopteri; Perciformes; Sebastidae. Gene Ontology annotation, biological process: cytokine-mediated signaling pathway; immunoglobulin mediated immune response. Gene Ontology annotation, molecular function: cytokine receptor activity; protein binding. The record is from RefSeq and is a predicted model, not a curated record. Gene Ontology annotation, cellular component: external side of plasma membrane. The transcript has 11 exons.